AAACAUUAAAAAAAUUGAAGCAAGGAUUUUUUUCGUAUAUAAAGCAGUGAUUUAAAUUAUACAAAAAUAAAAAAAGGUAAAAAGAAAAUAAUGAAAGGAUGAUAUUGAGAGUGAGAUGAGAAGAUAGAAAAAUGACAUUUAUAAAUUUAUAAACUUGAAUGUGUCGAGAGAAGGGCAGGGGAGAGGAAGAGAGCUGUUAUUUUUUCACGCCAAGGGUACGCAAGUAUAAGAAGGGGCAGCGUCCGGACCGGGCAGCCCGAGACGGAUACUGGAAGUCUACCGGCGCCGAAGAGGCCAUAAAAAACUCCGACGGGAAAACGGUCGGGUUCAAGAGGUCUUUGGUAUUCUAUAUCGGGAAGUCGUCGUCGUCGUCGAAAGAUAGCGUGAAAACCAAUUGGCUAAUGCAGGAGUACCGCGUUGAUGAUUCUAGACUACUUUCUCACCGCACCCAUGAACAUACCAUGAUGCUAGACAACUGGGUUUUAUGCAAGCUUUACAAGAGAGUGGAUAGUAAAGCAAGUAAUAUAACACCCGUAAGUAAUGAGAAUGCCGAUGAUGAUGCAAGCGAAGGAGAAGACGGCCGGGAAACUCAUCAUGAUGAUUGCAUGGAGGAGACACCCACCGCCACCGCCAUCCCCGCCCUUGAAACAGAUGGAAAUGAGCAAACUCCGGCGGUCGAAUUUGAGCUAUUUGAUGGCCUGAAGGAUUGUCUCUUGGUUGAGCAAGAAGAGAAAGCUGAGUUAAGUAAGAAGCUCCAAGAUUUGGAAAAGGAAUUGACUGUCAGCAGAACAAAACUUGUGGAGUCCCGACAAGAUUUAACUUCGAAUCGGAAUGUGGACGCACUGAAGCAAAAGAUUAUGAAACUAAGGAAGGAGAAUGAGGUUCUUAAGAGGCAAAUCACCUAUCAAAUACAAGGAUAGAUGCUUUGUAAGUUAAAAGCAAAUUCCCAGUUUUUGCAGUUAUGGAAUUGUGGCCUUUUUUUUAAUACGCGAAAAUUGAAAUGUCGAUGCAAAGCUCUACUUGUAAUAUGCAUAGUGCUCUACCAUUGUUUCUUACGGUAAAGAGUUUUUAUUACCGUGCAAACGCUUGGGUAUGAAUCUACUCAAGGAUAAAACCACGAGUUCACUUUACAAGUUUCCUUACCUUUUUAGGUUUACAUCCUUUCCAUGCCUUGUUUUUGUAUGUUCUUUUAUAACACUUCUAUACUUUGAACUCUCUCAUUCUGAUGAUGUAAACAAAUCAAAUACUUUUAAUUCG
Messenger RNA from Cuscuta campestris, 1257 nucleotides. The record is from the annotation of a GenBank genome assembly. Lineage: Eukaryota; Viridiplantae; Streptophyta; Magnoliopsida; Solanales; Convolvulaceae.